Verruconis gallopava is the source of this 1747-nucleotide messenger RNA. RefSeq lists its product as uncharacterized. NCBI's taxonomy places the organism in Eukaryota, Fungi, Ascomycota, Dothideomycetes, Venturiales, Sympoventuriaceae. The transcript is spliced from 3 exons. Gene Ontology annotation, biological process: transmembrane transport. The record is from RefSeq and is a predicted model, not a curated record. The coding region runs from base 1 to 1716 and encodes 571 amino acids. Gene Ontology annotation, cellular component: membrane. Gene Ontology annotation, molecular function: transmembrane transporter activity.
AUGGCGGGAUCAAAACCGACGGGCGAAAAGCUCGCGAGCGACGACCCUCCCGAGAUCCGACGCGGAAGCGUCGUCUCGCAGAAUGAGAUGGUGCAAGCCGGCUUGAGCAGCGAGGACGACGCCGCGGUUCUUGCUAGGCUGGGGUACAAGCAAGAGUUGCGUCGCAACUUCACCUUGUUUGAGGUCUUUGGUAUCGCAUUUUCGAUCAUGGGCCUCCUGCCAUCUAUUGCAAGCACCCUCGCGUACAGCAUCCCCGCGGGGCCCGUCGGUCUUGUUUGGGGCUGGUUUCUCGCUUCAAUGUUCAUCUUUAUCGUUGGCUUGGCCAUGGCAGACUUGGGUUCCGCAAUGCCCACAAGUGGAGGACUCUACUGGUGGACCCAUUUCUUCGCAAGUCCAAAGGCGCGGAAUGCCCUCUCCUUCCUGGUUGGCUACUCGAACACGCUCGGCUUGGUCGGAGGUCUCUGUUCGAUCGAUUACGGUUUCAGCCUCAUGUUCUUGUCCGUGAUCGUGAUAGCAAAGGAUGGAACGUGGACUCCCAGCUACGGCGUCAUCUACGCCGUGUUCUUGGGAUGCGUUUUGUGCCAUGGUGUGAUAGCCAGCAGCUUUUCCAAAAUCAUGGGUAAACUGCAGACUGUGUUUGUCGUGGCGAACUUCAUCCUCAUUGCUGCGACAAUCAUCGCUUUGCCUAUUGGUCGCCGACAUCAACGUAAUGAUGCACAUUACAUCUUCGCAGAGACUGCCAAUCUUACAACGUGGCCAGCUGGCUGGGCGUUCAUGCUUUCCUGGCUAUCUCCAAUCUGGACCAUCGGCGCGUUCGAUUCUUGUGUACAUAUGUCUGAGGAGGCUUCAAACGCGACACGUGCUGUCCCAUAUGGCAUCCUCAUGUCAAUCGGCUCAUGCUGGAUCAUCGGUUGGAUCCUCUGCAUCGUCAUCGCAGCUUGCAUGAGCCCGGACCUUGAGUCCCUUGUGGCAUCGCCAUUCGGUCAGCCAAUGGCACAAAUCUACUAUGAUGCCAUUGGGAAAGGAGGAGCCAUUGGCCUGAUGACCCUCUUGUUCAUUGUCCAAUUUCUGAUGGGCGUUUCAAUCACCGUGGCGGCAUCUCGUCAGUCAUGGGCAUUUUCUCGCGAUGGCGCCCUGCCAUUCUCUAGCUUUUUCCGUCACAUCUCAAAGCGCUUUGGAUACAUUCCGUUUCGCACUGUUUGGGGAUGCGUUUUUCUUGCUGCAGUUUUGGGUCUACUUUCCCUCAUUGCUCCAGCAGCUGCGCAGGCGCUCUUUUCGCUUGCCGUCGCAGGUAACAAUGUCGCCUGGGGGGUGCCAAUAUUCUGCAGAGUUGUAUGGGGCCAAAAGAAAUUCAAACCUGGUCCAUUCUACACGGGAAAGCUAAGCGUCCCCAUUGCCUGGACAGCUAUCAUCUUUUUGGUUUUUGGCACGUUGCUUAGCAUGUUCCCUGUUGGCGGUCCAAAUCCGACCCCACAGAGCAUGAACUACACAGUGGUGAUCAACUCGGCGGUUUGGGGUGGCGCUCUGCUUUACUACGCCAUCGAUGCACGAAAGUGGUUUACAGGUCCGAAGAUUACGCUUGAUGUUAGCGAAAUCUCAGAGGCACAGGAGAAAGCUAUUCAGGAAGAGGGCUUAGAUGUUAAUCUGACUGGUGCAAGCAACACUCCAGCCAACGCAGAAGUCACCACGGAGAAGGAGAAGGGCGAGAUUGUCUGAGAACGGGAAGAACUCGUCUGAAGAAACUGAC